Messenger RNA from Coccidioides immitis RS, 978 nucleotides. RefSeq names its product 60S ribosomal protein L10. The record is from RefSeq and is a predicted model, not a curated record. Gene Ontology annotation, cellular component: cytosolic large ribosomal subunit; ribosome. Gene Ontology annotation, molecular function: structural constituent of ribosome. Gene Ontology annotation, biological process: ribosomal large subunit assembly; translation. Lineage: Eukaryota; Fungi; Ascomycota; Eurotiomycetes; Onygenales; Onygenaceae. The coding region runs from base 139 to 810 and encodes 223 amino acids. The transcript has 3 exons.
CCUUUGACGACGACGGCGACGACGACGUGUGUGUGAUCUUUCGCGCCGACAACUCCCACACACCCCCUUUCCAUCCAGCAAUCUCGUUAUCUGUUCGUUCGCAGGAAGUGCAGGUUUCUUCGACCAGAAUCAGCAAAAAUGGCCCGUCGUCCAGCGAGAUGUUAUCGCUACUGCAAGAACAAGCCAUACCCCAAGUCCCGGUUCAACCGUGGUGUGCCAGACCCCAAGAUCAAGAUCUUUGAUCUUGGUCGUAAGAAGGCCAACACCGAUGAUUUCCCUCUCUGCGUGCACAUGGUCUCCAAUGAAUACGAACAGCUCAGCUCCGAGGCUCUCGAAGCUGCCCGUAUCUGCGCCAACAAAUACCUCGUCAAGAUCUGCGGUAAGGAAGGUUUCCAUCUCCGCGUCCGCGCCCACCCCUUCCACGUCGUCCGCAUCAACAAGAUGUUGUCGUGCGCUGGUGCCGAUAGAUUGCAAACCGGUAUGCGCGGUGCUUUCGGCAAGCCCUACGGUGUCGUUGCCCGCGUGAACAUCGGCCAGAUCCUCCUCAGCGUUCGCACCCGUGACUCCAACCGCGCCGCUGCCAUCGAGGCCCUCCGUCGCUCCAUGUACAAGUUCCCCGGUCGCCAGAAGAUCAUUGUUAGCAAGAACUGGGGUUUCACUCCUCUCCGCCGCGAGGAAUACGUUCAGCUCCGCAAGGAGGGUAAGGUCAAGAUUGAUGGUGCUUAUGUGCAGUUCCUGAGAAACAAGGGCAAUAUCGAGGAGAACAUGAGACGGUUCCCUGAUGCUUAUGAGAAUUUAUCUCAGGCGUAAAGGUUCUCUUUUUUGUUUAAUGAAAGGAAAUUAUCAAUUGGGGACAGCGGAACCAGCUGAUUUGAUGGAUUGUUUUUUAUUCUGAGAUGAUAUCAGUGCGUUAUGGUGCCAUCAAUUCAAGUUCGGUUUUUGCAUCCUCAAAAAAAUAAUACGAAAUGAUUUUCCAGG